GUGCCAGUUCACAGCAGCGGUUUCAGUCUCAACUACUCUCUCUCUCUCUCUCUCUUUUUUUUUUUUUUUUUUUUUAAAAAGGACAGGCGAGGAACCUGUGGAUCACAGAGUCCAGUGAGUGACUGUCUGGAGGAAGGAACGAGAUAGUAAAAAGUGAAAGAGAAAGUGAAAGAGAAAGCCAUGGCAGACACACAGCUGACCUCAGAUCAGACAAAAUGCAUUCUGUGCGAGGGGACUCAGAAGGCGGAGGAGGACAAAGACUGUCCUCAGUGCAGCAAGAAGAGCGGGAGUGGUGGGAAAACCGGUCCAGUCGUGCCUCAGGGGAAGCCUCAGGUGAACGGGCAGCCAGGUAAAGAAAACGGCUCAGACACUAAGAGUAAAGAGGGAGCGGAAACCCGAGAUCCCAACAAGACGGCGUCGGAGUCCAAGAGGGCAGCUGCCGCCACUGAAGAAGCUAAGAUCCAGGAGGACCUGAAGCAGUUAGAGGAUCCAAAGAAGCCACUGGAGGACUCGAGUGGGCAGCAGACGCAGGUGGAUGCAGAGGAGGUGAAAAGGGAGGUGAAGGAGAAUGGUGAAGGCGCAGCAGCAGCAGAGGAGAAGAAGGUGGAGGAGGAGGUGCUGGAGCCGGAUUAUGUGGUGUGCGACUCGUGCAUCGAUAGCCCGCGUCGUGCCACCCGCUCCUGCCUCACCUGCCUGGUGUCGUACUGCGAGGACCACCUGCGGCCGCACGUGGAGAACGCCAAGUUCCAGAACCACCGGCUGGUGGAGCCGCUGCAGGACAUCGAGCGGCGGACGUGCGAGAGCCACAAGUGGCCGCUGGAGCUGUACUGCAUCGCCGAUGCCUGCUGUGUGUGCCAGGACUGUGCCGCGGAGGACCACCAUGGACACAACACCAUGCGCAUCGAAGAGGCGCGCAAGAAGAUAGAGAAAGAGUUGAACGAUAAGCAAAAAGAGAUGGUGAAGACGUUCAGUGCUGCAGAGAAUGCCAUCAACAAGCUUCAGGUCAACACCGUCUCCAUCGAGACAUCGGUGAAGGACGUCCGCAGUGUGAUCGAGGAGCAGUUCUCAGUGCUGCAGGCCGCAGUGGAGCGUGCACAGCGGGAGGUGACGGAGAUGGUGGAGGGUGAGGAGCGCCAAGCUCUACGGCAGGUGGAGGGCAUCCGUGUGCACCUGGAGCAGCGCUGUACUGACCUCAAGAAGACCCAGACACAGGUGGAUAAGAUCUCCCGCAACAAGAACGAUGUGGACUUUCUACAGGAGUACUCAGAAUGGAAAAAAGACGCUCCAGACAUCUCCCUGCCCGGGGUCUCCAUCGGUCUGAUGGAUCGCCUCAACGCCUUCAGCCGUGUCAUUGUGAGCUCAACCCAGGAGCUGUGUGACAAGCUCCUCUCCACCUACCUCGAAACGCUCAAGGAAACCUGCAAGAAUGAUAAGCUCAGCAUUAAAACCACAGUACAGACCAUUGUUGCAGCUAAACAAAAUGUGUCCAUUCCUGACCCAAAGACUAGAGAAGAUUUCAUGAAGUACUCCAGUCCUCUGAAUCUUGAUGGCAACACAGUCCACAAGUUCCUCCGUCUUACGGAGGAGAACCACAAGGUGACCAACACCACCCCCUGGCAGCACAGCUACCCGGAUGUCCCGGAGCGCUUCGAGCACUGGCGACAGGUCCUGACCACCGAGAGCUUCUACAUGGACCGCCACUACUUCGAAGUGGACAUCAGCGGUGAGGGAACACACGUGGGACUGACCUACAAGAGCAUCGAGCGCAAGGGCAAGGAGAGCAACUGCUGCAUCACGAGCAACAACUUCUCCUGGUGCCUCCAGUGGAAUGGACGCAGCUUCUCGGCCUGGCACAGCGACGUGGAGACCCCGCUGAGCGUCCCGAAGGCCACGCGGAUCGGUGUCUACGUGGACUAUCACCGCGGCCAUCUGGCGUUCUACGGUGUGGACGACGGCAUGUCCCUGAUCCACGAGUACCAGGCGGAAUUCCUGGAGCCACUCUACCCAGCUUUCUGGCUGUCCAAGAAGGAGAAUGUGGUGUUGCUGAUACCACCAGGGGGCGCCCUGCCAGUCAAGAGCCCCUCUCCGCCUUCGUCUCCACCUACUCUUCACGCGGCACCACCCUUGGCACCAUCCUCUGUGCAAAAAUAGGACUUCCUGACCAUAUUAACUGUGGUAUUAAGACUAUUAUCCUCAAUGGUAGCCAUGUUUCAUGGUCAAUUCUUAUUCACUCAAACUGUCAUUUCCGGAACAAGAAUCAUAGUAGGGCUCAGCUGGGACCUCAUGAACUGUUUUACUGGUUGAUAAAGGACUGGUCCACAGACCAUUCCUCAGUGAUAGCCAUGUUUCACAGUGGUAGCCAUGUUUCAUGAUUCUUAUCUGAUCAAAGUGGACAUUCUAGAACAAGAAGCCUUGGGCCAUAAGAUUGAACAUUUUCUCAAGAGCCCCUCUUCACCUUCAUCUUUGCCCACUCUUACUAUGUCUCCGCCCUGCUGGCCACAGUAGGACUCACUGCAGGGCUGGGGGCACUCAGUGGUGAAAAUGUAAACCUGUUACAUAUUAACACCCCCCCCCCUCCUCCUCCCACACACACACACACCUUGACUAGGUCAUUAUAGCAUAGCAUUGUGAAACAUCUGAAGAAAAAGUCUAUUUUUGUAUAUGUUGGGUGUGUCAUUAAUGGUUUAGGAUCAUUUCCUGUUUCCUAUUUUCUUUUUUCAGUUUUGUGCAAUGUCUGAACCACUGACCAUAUUUAUUUGUAAGCUGCAUGGAAAGUUGUCUUUUUGUAUACGCACAGAGAUGCACAGAGGGAUUGUUUUACUUUUUUUUGUCUUUUUGCAACAAUAAAAUGAAUUUGCCAUAACAACAGA
Molecule: messenger RNA, 2870 nt
Organism: Alosa alosa (allis shad)
Lineage: Eukaryota; Metazoa; Chordata; Actinopteri; Clupeiformes; Clupeidae
Gene: trim16
Product: tripartite motif containing 16
Exons: 6
Coding region: 181-2151 (656 amino acids)
Molecular function (GO): protein binding; zinc ion binding
Source: RefSeq, a predicted model, not a curated record